Molecule: messenger RNA, 1006 nt
Organism: Daphnia pulicaria
Lineage: Eukaryota; Metazoa; Arthropoda; Branchiopoda; Diplostraca; Daphniidae
Product: parapinopsin-like
Exons: 4
Coding region: 74-760 (228 amino acids)
Biological process (GO): G protein-coupled receptor signaling pathway
Cellular component (GO): membrane; photoreceptor outer segment
Molecular function (GO): G protein-coupled receptor activity
Source: RefSeq, a predicted model, not a curated record
AGCACUGAAGAUAUGUCAGUCAACAUGGAGUUUGAAAAUUCCAGGAACCGGAUUCCUUAUUUUCAUUCUUUGGAUGUACUCUUUCGUCGUUUCAAGUCCACCUAUGUUUGGCUGGGGCGAAUUCGUUCAAGAGGGUCCGGGCAUUAGUUGCUCUGUUAACUGGCAGUCAACAUCCUGGAACUCGUUGUCGUAUAUCCUUUUCCUGUUUAUUACGGGUUUCUUCGUCCAAAUUUCCGUCAUGUUGAUCUCAUACAUGUGCAUCUACUUCGCUAUUCACCAGAUCACGUCAAUAGAAGACCGACGCGACCGACGGCGAUUUACAGUAGCCGGCAAAGCCGAGAGCCGAGUAGCUUGCAUGCUAACGCUCAUGGUGAUUUGUUACCUGUUUGCAUGGUUACCAUACACCGUCGUUUCGAUGGCCAAAGUGUGGGAAGCACUGCUGGGAAACUCGGAUAUGUUGUUGAAUUUGAAUAAUGUAUAUGGCUACCUCCCUGCUUUGCUGGCAAAAUCGUCCAUAACCUACAAUCCAGUCAUCUAUGUCCUGUUUAACACUCAAAUCUGUCGAAAAGGAGCCAAUUACUCAUCUAACCAGGUAAACGUCGGCGAGCCUAAUAAGACGGGUGCUGGAAAGAAUCACCAAGUCACCGUCCAACAGACGAAUAUUGACUUACUAAGCAACCCUGGCAGUCAAUCGGUAACCUUGCAGAUGGAUGCUGUUUCGACAGAAAAAAAAAUAAAAUCUCCGACAGUGCAACACUAAUGCUAAAUUUUCAACCGCCCAAAUUUCACUAAUAUUCAUGAUUCAUAAUCUUGGUCAAGAAUUUCGUUAUUUUACGGAGCACAAAUAUUGGCCGUUUGAAAGUCACGAUGCAUACAUAAUGUAAAAUAAUUCAUUUUGUUUUCUGAGUUACGUAACAUAAUGUGUCUUAUAUUGAUCAUCAUCGUAUCAAAGAGGAUUUGAAUAUUAAAAUAAUCGAGUUUCAGCGUUGGAAACACAAAUAUUCUA